AUCACAUACACAGAAUCCUCAUAACAUCGGUUGGGUAUUUCCUCCCCUAAAUUCAAGAAUUUACUCUGAGCAUUAUAAUAACUUAUGGAAAAGGGGAAAAUGUCGCAACAACAGCCCGUAACAAGACAGCAGAAGAUAUAAUCGUCGAUAAACCCGAGAUGGCUAAUGAUAGCGCAAAUAAGAUAGCAGCAGCAAAAUAACCCUAAUUUCGUGAGGUGAUAAAGGAGGAAUUGCGAGAGGCGCUCACAGGCUUACGAUAGGAACUUUGAGAAGAUGUAAGAAAAUAACUAAAUGAGUUCAAGAAGGACACUAACCAUAAACUUGAAGAAAACAAAUCAGAACUUCACAGCAUAUCUACAAGAAUGGGGGACGCAGAACAGCGCAUUUGGGAAACGGACACAUGGAACUUCGCAGUCAAGGAAAUACUUGAACAGUCACUGAAAAGCCAACACGCACUACAGGCAAAAGUGACAGAACUCGAAGGUUUCUCACGUCGAAACAACAUUAGACUUUAUAACGUAGUAGAGAGCGCAGAAAAAGACUAAGCCCAAAUUCGUGGAGGGUCGAUUCAAGGACAUAACUUACUUGAAGACGACACUGACCUAGGAAUCGAGGGAGCACACCGAGCUCUGGCCUCAAAACCCCCCAGCGGCGCCCCACCAAGAUCCAUAGUAGUACGGUUCCUAAAAUUCUCAGUCAAAGAGAAAGUCUUACAUGCAACCUGGAAAAAGCCUGUUAACGAGUGUUCUUUGAUCAUGACUACGUGGGAGAGAAACUGAAAAGAAGUAAAGAAUACACCCCCAUUAAGAAAGCACUUAAAGAGAAGGGUAAUCGCUUCCAAACACCAUUCCCGGCAGAAAUGUGGGUAUUUCUGGAAAAAUGGCCCGGUUACAUACGAGCAUGAAGACGAGGCGGCUGAGGGCCUGAAGUCGAGGGGCUUCCCAGUGGAGUAUACCGCCAGGAGAAAGGCGACAUCACCGGCGGAAAGACCCGAGCAGGCUCUCCCAUGGAUCGUUGUCGACAAGCUGAGUCAUGAAGAAAGAGGGAAACCACCUCGGCGAGAGGACGUUCACAUCCGAGAGAGACUCAGGCAUUUCCAACGCGAAGAUGGAAGACACUGAAUUGGAUUUAACAGAAUUAAUAGUUACCGCAAGCUGUUAAGACGUUGGGUUGUUAAGUUUAACAUUGCAAUAGGUAAAAUGCUGAUCAAGGUUGAGUACCCAAAAGUAUGUGUUCUUUAUGAACACAUUAAGUAGCGUCACGUUAAUAACAUAUAUAUAUUAGCUAAGGAUUAAUGACACAUUGACAACGGGGCGACAGAAGGGCAUAUUAAGGGGAGGAUUCAUGAUAUGCACGCAUGACCGAUAUAGUUUUCACUUGUAAUUAAGCGACGAAAUAGGCGCCCUUAUUAUUUUAGGUUCCACCAGGUCUUGUUUGUGACUACGUCACGCAUGUUCAUAUCUGAGCGAGGGGCCCAUCCUGCGGACAGGCUCAUCCCCUCAAACCCCAGAGGCAAGAGACAGUCCUCUGACAUGGGAGUCCAAAUACCAAAGUAUUUUCCCACUUUGGUUUACUUUAUCAUUGUUCUUGAUUUUACAUUCAUGAUAAGCAGGCACAUAUGGUGCACAUGUUUUUUUAUUUAUAUUGAUGCAUCAUCGGGAAUUUAAGGUCAUAAGUCUCAAUGUAAACGGACUGGGGAGUGCCAUCAAGAGAAGUAAGGUAAUAGCAAAGAUGAAACGGGAGAGAGUUGAUAUACUAUUCUGGCAGGAAACUCACUUAUCCACUCCCGAACCCAAGAAAAUGGGAUAUAGGAAUACUUUUUUUUCUUCUUACAAAAUGGGUAGAAGAGUUGCAAUCUUGAUCCCAAAUUCAGUUAAUUUUGAGUUUGUCAGAAAUAAAAGACUAGGGUAGAUUUAUACUUGUUAAAUGUAAACUGGAUAAAAAGGAAGUUAUAUUAUUUAAUGUAUACGCACCCCCAGGGAGUGACAUGGUCUUCUACGGGAAGGUGUUUGAUUUAAUUGUCACAGAAACCACUGGCACUCUUAUCUGUGGAGGGGAUUUUAACACAAUUCUAAACUCAAAAUUGGACAGCACAAAUCAAAAUAGGAAAAUGAGUCUAGUUGCCAAAAAGAUCAAUAGGAUAUUGCAGGAUCUAUGACUGCUCGAUGUAUGGCGGGACACCCACAAGACCGAUAAGGAAUAUACUUUUUACUCAGCCUGCCACACGGAAUUCUCCAGGUUAGACAACUUUUUUAUGUACAGUGCAGAUAGACACAGGCUUAAGGAUUGUAGGAUCGGGCAGAGCGACUUAUCAGAUCAUAAUGGAGUUUACCUUACUCUACACCUUGAUAGCAAACCAAGAAAUACUAUAUGGAGACUUAAUACAAGCAUGCUGAAUGAUCCAGCAUUCAAGUAAUCAAUAAAGACAGAAUUGAACAUCUAUCUCGAGAAUAAUGAUAAUGGGGAAGUAUCUCCUGCUACAUUGUGGGAUGCAGCUAAGGCGGUUAUUAGAGGAAAGAUCAUAGCCACAUCAUCUCAAGAAAAAGAUUAAAGCACAGAAACUGCUGAAAUUACAGGAAACCCUAAGAAACUUAGAACGAUCUCAUAGUCAAUACAAAGACCCUCUUAUAUUACGAGAGAUUCAAAAGGUAAAACAGGAAAUUGACCAGAUUUAUAGAGAAGAAGUAGAGAAAAAGCUUAGGUUCCUGAAACAACUCCCGUCAUGGAGAGAGGCCAUCAUAUCUGUCAUCCCAAAAGAGGGUAAAGAUAAGAAGGAAUGCAGUUCAUAUAGACCUAUCGCAAUUCUUAACACAGAUUAUAAACUAUAUGCAUCAAUAAUAGCCAAAAGAAUAGAGAACAUAAUCCCAGAAUUGAUUGACGGAGAUCAAACUGGUUUCAUAUAAAAUAGGCAGACACAGGACAACAUAAGGAGAACACUACAUGUCAUGGACCACAUUACCGAUGGGAUUACCUAUACCAAGUUAUGGAAAGAUUUGGUUUCAACAAAGAAGUGAUACAGUGCAUCAAAACACUGUAUUCAUGUCCAGGCUCAAGUGUACCUAGAUUGAUGGAUGUUUUACAAACAUUUGGAACAUAUUCAGGGUAUGUGCUUAACGUACACAAGACCCAAGCCCUAGUAUAUAAUUAUACUCCACAGGAAGAGCUGAAGAGUAGGUAUAACUUCCACUGAACCUCUUCAUCCAUUAAAUAUCUUGGAGUAUAUCUACCAAAAGAUACACCCAAACUUUAUUGCAUGAAUUACGAUCACAUCAACAAGAAAAUAUAUGAUGACCCAGACAGGUGGAACUCACUUCCCUUAGAUCUUAGUAGUAGAAUUGAAACAAUCAAAAUGUACAUCCUGCCAAGGUUACUGUAUUUGUUCCAAUCACUGCCCAUAGAAAUCCCACCUAAACAGUUUAGAGAUAAACGGAUAUCAAGGUUUAUCUGGAACAGUAAGAGACCAAGAAUUACAUAUACAACAUUACAACUACCAAACAACAGGGGGGGGUAUGGCCUUACCAAACCUAAAAUAUUAUUCUGUGUCAGCCCAAUGAGACCUCUGGUGUGUUGGUGCAAUUCAGAAUACGAAUCCAAAUGGAAAGACAUCGAUACUACUUUGACAGAGACACCCAUACAGAGAUACCCAUACAGUCAGUUUUGGGAAAUAAGGACAUGGUCAUAGAAAUAUACAAUAGACAAAAUCUGUGGAUUAAUUUCUCUCUGAAGACAUGGUUUAGGGUAGUUAAGCAAAAUAAUUUACAGAGAUCAAACUGCUGAGUUGGCCCGCAUACGACCCCAGCUUCAUCCCUGCAACUCAGGACAGCAUAUUUAAACAAUGGACGCAGAAAGGCAUCACAUCAUUCAGUACAAUUAUAAGGAAUGGGGACCUAGAUAACUUCCAGGACCUAAGUAAAAAAACAAAACACUAUUUCUUAAGGGAGAUAUAAGUGACUGACCUUCAAGCACCUCCAAAAUUAAUCCAAGUGUUCACUAACGCAUACAACAUGGGGAGUAACAAAAAAACUAUUUCAAAUCUCUACUUGGGUAUUCAAUCCUCAAAGAAACAUUCUACAAACUAUGUUAAACAGAAAUGGGAGGAGGAACUUAGCAUUGAAAUAACUGAUGAAACAUGGUUGAACAUAUUAGAGACUCAACAAAGCUCCACCAACUCAAGAUCAUGGAGAGAAUCCUGUUGGAAGACAGUUAUACGUUUCUUCAUAACACCUAAACUGAAAUCAAAAAAAGACUGGCUCCCUACACCCUUGUUGGAGAGAAUGCGGUCUAUUGAGGGUGGAUCACUCUCAUAUCUUUUGGACUUGCCCCGCAAUCGAAACUUACUGGGGAGAAAUAAGAUCUAACAUUGGAAAAAUAAUGGGAUUUGGCAUAGAACAAACAUUCAUUUCUUUGUACUUGGGUGAAAUACCUGAUAACUUAAACAAUAGAGAAAAGUACCUCUUGAAGGUCCUACUGGCAGCCAGUAAAAAGGCUAUCACUAGGAAAUGGCUACAAAAAGACCCUCCCACAGUGACACAAUGGAUAGACAUUGUAGAAGAAAUACACCACAUGGAGCGUAUGACCUUUGCUUUAAGAACAACAGGAGACAGGUCAGGAAUACUGGGGAAAAAGGGUUUCGUACUUGAAAAAGGUCUAAUUCAAAGAUGUCAAUGUAACUAAUAUGAUAUGACGUGCACUGUAACUGCCAGAUCUUUUUUGUUAUUUUACUUUAUUUGUACUUUGUGUUCCUACAAUAAAUACAAAGUAUUAUUUUUUUUAAGUACUGUACAGGAGGUCUGAAACCAGAUUGAUGACGUAUAUUCCAGCUGAAGGUCAAUUGAAGGAGCACCGCCUCUCACAAAUUUGGAGCUUCACUCCCACUCACUUCCUCAGCAACAGCAGGAGAAAAGAACAGCAGGGAGCCAUAGAUGUGGACAAGCCAAAAGGUCAACAUCUCAUCAGAUACUGUUCUGUCUGAGAGGACCAGAAGGUGUGGGAAGAGGAUUGUCUCUUCUCUGCCUGAGCUAGAUCUGCCCCAAGGUGAGGAACAUCAAACAGACAGAGCUGGAGCACUUGGUGAGACGAGCAACCCAGAACAGAACUCACACAGGGAGUGAGGAAGCCCUAUAUGGAUGUGAUAGACGUCAGUUGGGGAGACCCACACAGAGGAGGGCUCAAACCCUUGACUUUCGUCCGACAGGUUCUUGCAGCCUGCUCCUACCCUGAGCUGGUCCAAAGUGAUAAACUGCCAGUGGACGUUAAACAGAGGGCCCGAAGCCUACUGAGCGCAUGUGAUGGGGGGAGUGUAGGCUCAUACACACUCUCUGAUGGUAUCUCUUAUAUACAGUGCAGUGUGUCCAACUUCAUCUCUCGCCGAGAUGGUGGUGUACCAUCGUCCCCCGAGAAUAUCUUCAUGACAUCUGGCUCCCAGAGGUCUUUAAUGCUGGUUCUGAAGCUGUUGGUCCACAAUCAGGCCUCACUUCCGACAGGUGUGCUGACCGCUGUGCCCAGCUACACUGCUUUCAAAAGUGCGUUGCAAACGCUCGGUGCAGCCGUUGUUCCCUACUACCUAGAUGAGGAGCAGGGUUGGGCAAUGGAAGUGGAGGAGCUACGCCGAGCACUACAGGCUUCUAAGGGUAUCUGCAACACAGUUGCCCUGUAUGUCAUCAACCCGGGGAAUCCUACAGGUCAUGUUCAGAGCAGGAAGUGUAUUGAAGAGGUGAUCCGAUUCGCUGCUGAGGAGAGGCUCUUUCUCAUGGCUGAUGAGGUCUAUCAGGAAAGUGUGUUCGGGGAGGGCAGUGAGUUUGUCUCCUAUAAGAAGGUUCUGUCUGAGAUGGGGCCUCCUCUCUCUCACACAGUGGAGCUGGCCUCUUUCCACUCAGCAUCCAAAGGCUUCAUGGGAGAGUGUGGGCUACGUGGGGGGUAUGUGGAGCUGGUGAACCUUGACCCCGCCGUCAUGAGGUACGCCUACACCAUCUUCUCCACUGACAUAUGUGCCCCUGUGACUGGUCAGCUAGCCCUGGAGCUCAUGGCUAACCCUCCCAGGCCAGGGGACCCCUCAUACCCGGUCUACCUCCAGGAGACCCAGUCUAUCCAGGCCAUGCUGGUCCAUAACAUGAACUGGGUUCCAGAGGUUCUGAACAAUAUCCCAGGGAUCAGCUGUCAGCCGAUGAUGGGAGGAGCUUUCGUAUUCCCCAGGCUGUAUCUACCCCAAGCAGCCAUUGAGAAGGCCAAGGUGGUGGGGAUGCAGCCUGACCUGUGGUACUGUAAACGGUUACUAGAGGAGGCAGGAGUGUGUGUGCGACCGGGGUGUGAGUAUGGACAGACGGAAGGCACUCACCACAUCAGACUGUGUGUCAUGACCUCAGUGGAGACCAUGGAAGAGGUACUGAAACGCCUGAAGAACUUCCACCUGCACUUCCUCAAGGAGUUCUCCUGAAAACUGUCUUCACCUUACAGUCCAAUGAUGAAUAAUACAUUUAACUUCAGACACAAUCACAGUACAGAGAAGAAAAUUGCAACCAGUAACAUUUUUUUAACAUCUUUAUCUGUCAACAGACCAUAAUUAAAUAAUAAAUUAAGACAACACAUGACCUGAGUUGAACAAUUCUGGAUUUGGAUAGAACAAAGAUGGACGUGAGCGGCUUUUAAUAUAAUUAUUAUGCUUCAAGUCAUGCAUGUACACAGAAAAAGCAUAUUCUCCGUAUUUUGUCAAACUUCGGCAUUAGAGAAUGAAAAUACGUGUCUCAGACAGUGUAGAUCCCCUCUAAAUACUCAGAAAGACUCUUCUUAACAAUAAGAACUUUACCUUGUUAGGAUCUGCCAUUGUGGGGCAGAGAUAUUGGAACUAAGGGGAUAAGUCAAAGUUGCCAUUUUUAAGGUAAGGAUAGAUUUUGGCCAUAUUCAUUAACAUCCGAAUGUAUACUUAAAUACCAGUACCUGUAAAAUUGCAAAGUCCGUCAUGUCAAUUCAAUACUUACUAUGACUGUGAUAUGUGUUUGUCUCACCUAGCUAUCAUAAAAUGAAUGCAUUAACUGUAAGUCACUCUGCAUAAGAACAUCUGCUAAAUAACUAAGAUGUAAAAAUGAUGACAAAAAAAACGGACUUUUUAAAGCAUUGGAUGCGAUCUGUGUUGAGUUACUCCAAUGGCAUUUCAAGGGGAAUUUAGCCACCCUCUAGUUUGUCAGGAUAAAAACACUUAAUCCAAGACAUUUGUUAUUCUAUAACAAAUAACAGUUUUAAUGUCAUAUUCAAAAUGACAUUAAAAACAUUUAAAGCUGGAUGUUUUAAGUCACCUCAGAUUCUCGACCAUUCUAUUGAACACAUUACACUUUACUUACUGUGGUAUGCAUAAUACAGAUAUAGUCAAAUUAGAUAGAGAGUUUAACAAUCAGAGAUUCUAACAAUAUGCUCUGAAUAUUAACAAAAUAUCAGAAAUGUAACAGAAUUUGCAGCAUUGUAGUAUUUACAAAAUCAAAUGCCUGUGCUAAGAUCUGAAUAGCAGAUUCAAGGUUGUGUUAGUAACAACUAUCCUGCCAGCAGCACAAAUGAUGUCACUUUGUAUGGUAAUGACAAAACCUUCAAAAUAAAAGGCCACAUUCCAAAA
Salvelinus fontinalis (brook trout) is the source of this 7600-nucleotide messenger RNA. RefSeq names its product alanine aminotransferase 2-like. Gene Ontology annotation, biological process: biosynthetic process. Gene Ontology annotation, molecular function: L-alanine:2-oxoglutarate transaminase activity; pyridoxal phosphate binding. The record is from RefSeq and is a predicted model, not a curated record. Bases 5123 to 6433 code for a protein of 436 amino acids. Lineage: Eukaryota; Metazoa; Chordata; Actinopteri; Salmoniformes; Salmonidae. The transcript is spliced from 11 exons.